AUGAGAACGUCGCCAUCGCCGGUGGUGGCGUGUACUUCGACUCCUCUAGCCUUCGGAAGCAGACCAGGAUUCCCAAGGCUUUCAUAUUGGCCUCGGAGCGAUCGGCAGGUCGCCAUCGAGGAGCUCGAUGCCCCGGUGGUGGACCUACAUGGCUUCCUCCACGGCGACAAGGCGUCCAUGCGGCGGGCGGCAGAGCUCGUCCAGCUCGCCUGCGAGCGCCAUAACUUCUUCCAGGUGACCAACCAAGGCGUCGCGGAGCAGCGUGUCCGUGACGCCAUGGACUGCACCGACGCCUUCUUCAAGCUCGGAGGGAAGAGAAGGCAUAGGCUUAUCUCCUGGUUUUCGAACCUGCUCUUCGAAGGGUAUUCGUCUGUGAUGCCAUGGACUGCACCGACGCCUUCUUCAAGCUCGGAGGGAAGAGAAGGCAUAGGCUUUAUCUCCUGCUCUUCGAAGGGUAUCACCAAUUACUUAAACCAAACAAGGUUAUCGUUGAUAGCCAACUAA
Messenger RNA from Zingiber officinale, 504 nucleotides. Its product is annotated as gibberellin 20 oxidase 1-B-like. The record is from RefSeq and is a predicted model, not a curated record. The coding region runs from base 1 to 504 and encodes 167 amino acids. Lineage: Eukaryota; Viridiplantae; Streptophyta; Magnoliopsida; Zingiberales; Zingiberaceae. The transcript has 2 exons.